Messenger RNA from Exophiala oligosperma, 1763 nucleotides. RefSeq lists its product as uncharacterized. NCBI's taxonomy places the organism in Eukaryota, Fungi, Ascomycota, Eurotiomycetes, Chaetothyriales, Herpotrichiellaceae. The record is from RefSeq and is a predicted model, not a curated record. Bases 590 to 1006 code for a protein of 138 amino acids. The transcript has a single exon.
CGUAGAUCCCGGCCGACCCUGAAGGAUGAAGAGGCCAGUAGGGAUGAGCGCGGAAGAUGUAUGAAUGGAUCUUUUCUGGUAUUUAAUAUACAGUACAGUAGGUUGUUGGUGACAGCGUUCUCCAUCUCAUGCGGUGACUACGGAGUAAAAGGUCAUGGAUAGGUGGUGUUGAAGCCUUGUUCCCGACAUCAGUCUCUACACACUAUCAACCGACUACUCUUGCAUACACGCUACGAGUACCACCACUAUCAUCACCACAACCACCCACCACUUCUCCUCCGUAUUUUUUAUGCCCUUUUCCUCCUCGAACAACCGGCUUCAUAUCUUCGCAGAUUGCACAAUAAUUCUUUUGGGAACAUCUGUAGCCCCGUCCCCAAGCGGAAUCCUCAUUUGUCAUCCGACGCUCAAUCCUCCUUUUGGCCUCAGCGACUCCUCCGUCUGCAAUUAAAGACUGCUAUCGGUUCUGGCCGAUUCACCUGUUGUACUCGUACACACGCAGUACAUACAGUACGAGUACCCAAAGGACCGCCGCCGUUGUCAGCGACCCCGUUUUCCUCUUUCUUGACUGUUGCCUCAGUCGAUUACGGAUAUGGCGAGCGACAUUUAUAGUCACCAUCCCUCCCUCGAACCCUUCCCUCUCUUCAUCGACUCGGCUCCUCCCAACUCUGCCAACUACUUCUCCUCCCCCAUGGCCAUGGCCGCCAUCCAACUCCUCUCUACCUCUACGUCGUUCCACCAGGGCAAGCGUCGGACAUCUGUGCCGGCCAAAGUCUCAAACUAUCUGCGACUCCGCUACUACCAGUAUGAAGUCACCUUCGGACUGUAUGUCAUGACGCCGACCGAGAAACUCGUCUUCAACACCAUGGUGCUGGCGGCACUUGCUUUCCUCGUCUACGCUCUUUUUUGGGGGUUCGAGCCCUUCCUUGUCAACUCGCUCUGCAGAUUCAUCUACUACCUCACCGGAUCUUAUUCCAGCGCACCGGAGUUAUGUGCACAGUCACCAUAGAACAAGGGAAAGCCACUAGGUUGGACGCGUGACAUCGACACAAAGAAAUUGUCGAUCUGAGAACUAUUGCGAUGCGGACCGGGGUCCCGGAAGUGCCGGAAGCUAUUGUACUUUUCAGCCUCCACAUCGCGCGGCGCGUACUUCCGCCUUUUCGCAGAGCCUCUCGGAUGAAUUCGCUGGAAUUCUAGACGUGCUGCAACAGGUACUUCAGAAUGCACGUUGGAAAGUCGAGCAACGAAUUGCACUGUACAUGACGGAGUACACACGCAAGACUGACCUUCGAGGUGAUCUUCGAACUGAUCUGCAUGAUGAUCAUUCCCUACUCAAUAACUCCGCCAGUCUCGACUCUCUCGACCACGGCGAAGUUCUGGACAUUCGCUACACCGCCUCGUCACUCGCUUCCAGAGCACGCCAACAGACCUUGAUGACCGGCCCUACAUCCAUCACGAAUUUGUGGACGGCAUACGGGUAUGAUUUUCAGAAAGCCAUGUUUCAGUUGUGGCCGAAUUCGGUCCUACAUCCUCGUUGUCCGAGUAGCCCAGGGUAUAUUAUAUGCUGGCAAUGUUUGUCCAGCCCCCGGCCUAAGCAGGCCAUUACGACUUUCACGACAGCGAUUAUUUUGUACAUACAGGUGUAUCCGUAGUACUCAUGAUAAUGAUGAUUUUCUAUCGAUAGCAAUAACAGAAGCCAUCACGGCUUUAUUUAAUUAGCAAUUCGAUUGCUUUGUUUGUGGAGUCAGUCUACUCGUAGGAAGAAA